UGGGAAGGCGUCGGGAUCCGUAGGCGAGGAAAUAACGACCCCUGCAGUUGCAUUGCGGAAAAUCUCGGCGGCGGUGCUAGUUGCGGACGAUGGAAGCGAGGCAACUGCGGGGUCUGGGGAGCCCUGGAAAAUAGCCGAAAAGCAGAAAGCGCGCGUGCAACGAGGGGAGUCAGUGAGGCUCCCGACUCACCCCAGUCCCGGGAGCCUAGCCUUGGGCUCGGCAUCCUGGAAGCAUCGCCUGAACCCAGCUUGGAGGCGGCAGGCGGCGCGAGGACUUGGGGAGCAGGGAGGGUCAACGGAGGCAGCUGGUGACCUGUGUUUUCGGGCAAUAAUCUCCGCUUCUCUCUCUUUCUCUGUGUGCGGUGUCUGCUCCUCUCCCCCCCCUUACCCUCCGGAAGCAGGAGAACCGACCUGAUCAGAGACAGCUGCCACCCUUUGACCAUGCCCCGGUGAAGGGGGGCGGACUUCGAGGGCAACUUGUCGCGGACUACCUGGGCUCAGCUAGCACACGGAAAGAGAGCAAGAGCCAGGAACUGCAUAGCUCGGCCCAGCGGGGGGCUGUUGUCUAUGUCUUCUUGGGGCGCCCGGCGGAUCGGGGUCUCGGUUUUGCAGGAAAAGCCCAGCGCUGUUGGCUUCAGGUGGCUGCCGCCGCCGCCGCCGCGGUCGCCGCAAGUGCCGUUUCCGCCGCUGGUGAGAGGAGCAGAGACACAAGAGCGGGGAGACCUCCGAGGCAACGAGGCAUCGGACAUGUGUCAGCACAUCUGGGGAGCACAUCCGAAGAGCCCGAGGGGAGAUUUGCCGAAACAAUUCAAACUGCGUUAUUGAUCUUGGGGGUGACUGUCCCUGGUCGGCUGUCGGGUGGGAGCGCGAGUGUGCGCUCUCUGGAGAGUGUGUGCGUGUGUGUAUGUGUGUACCGUGUCGGGCUCCCCCCUUUCCCCCUGUUUUCCCGUCGAGUGAUGCACCUGGAAUGAGAAUCAGAGGAUGGAAAUAGUCUGGGAGGUGCUUUUUCUUCUUCAAGCCAAUUUCAUCGUCUGCAUAUCAGCUCAACAGAAUUCACCAAAAAUCCAUGAAGGCUGGUGGGCAUACAAGGAGGUGGUCCAGGGAAGCUUUGUUCCAGUUCCUUCUUUCUGGGGAUUGGUGAACUCAGCUUGGAAUCUUUGCUCUGUGGGGAAGCGUCAGUCCCCUGUCAACAUAGAGACCAGUCACAUGAUCUUCGACCCCUUUCUGACACCUCUUCGUAUCAACACUGGGGGCAGGAAGGUCAGUGGGACCAUGUACAACACUGGAAGGCAUGUGUCCCUCCGCCUGGACAAGGAGCACUUGGUCAAUAUUUCAGGAGGGCCCAUGACAUACAGUCACCGCCUGGAAGAGAUCCGGCUACACUUUGGGAGUGAGGACAGCCAAGGGUCUGAGCACCUCCUCAACGGACAGGCUUUCUCUGGGGAGGUACAACUCAUCCACUAUAACCACGAGCUAUACACAAAUGUCACAGAAGCUGCAAAGAGCCCAAACGGAUUGGUGGUAGUUUCUAUAUUUAUAAAAGUUUCUGAUUCAUCAAACCCAUUUCUUAAUCGAAUGCUCAACAGAGAUACUAUCACAAGAAUAACAUAUAAAAAUGAUGCAUAUUUACUACAGGGACUUAAUAUAGAGGAACUUUAUCCAGAGACCUCUAGUUUCAUCACUUACGAUGGGUCGAUGACUAUCCCACCCUGCUAUGAGACAGCAAGUUGGAUAAUAAUGAACAAGCCUGUGUACAUAACCAGGAUGCAGAUGCAUUCCCUACGCCUCCUCAGCCAGAAUCAGCCAUCGCAGAUCUUUCUGAGCAUGAGUGACAACUUCAGGCCUGUCCAGCCACUCAACAAUCGCUGUAUCCGCACCAACAUCAACUUCAGUUUACAGGGGAAGGACUGUCCUAACAACAGGGCCCAGAAGCUGCAGUACAGAGUAAACGAAUGGCUCCUCAAGUAGGGAACUAAGCCAAGAAGAAUCCCACCUCAGUGAAAUUCUACAACUGUGAAUUGACGUAACCCAGAAUGCCCCCCUUCCCUGUCCUUCCUCCCCUAAGCCGCUCACUCUUUGGAUUGGCCCCUUUUUCAUGAAAAUUGUCUGCAAAAAUGUUUCAGAGGGGGACAUCUCUAAACACAUACAUACACACACAUAAACACAGGUACACACAUUCACACUCACACACGAAUAUACACACACACAUACACACACAUAAACACAAGUACACACAUAUUCACACACACAUACUCAUACACACAUACACACACAUAAACACAAGUACACACACAUUCACACACACAUACUCAUACACAAAUACAAACACAUGUGCGCGUGCGCACGUGCACACACACACACACACACACACACGCACCACCUCCAUGAGGGGAAAGCCAAGUUUCAGAAAUAAAGGUUCAUUCAUCAAAGGUCUUAGAAGAAAACAACCAGUUAACCUGAUUACAAUUUUGAUACUGUUUUCCUGAACUAAUAACUCAACCCAAUGGGACUUCUCAGCCUUUGUAUAUACAAAAUUCUUCCAAAAGAGAGUGGGGAUAAAAACACCGCUCUAAAAGCAUCAAGCGGACUCUGCAUCUCAUUGUUCCUGACAGUGUCCUGGGCUACUCCGAGGGUGCUGUGACAGGUGAAAAAGGACAAAGCUGACCAAGGACACUUAUUUCUAGAUUACGAUUCUUCUGUUUACUCAAUGAUUUAAAAAGAAAAUCUUCAAAAAAAAUAAAUUAAAGGACAGACAUCAAAGAGCUAUACGUUGUAUAUAUUUAUCACCGCAGACUAUAAGAAUGGAAUUAUUUCCCUCUCUGUCACAUAACUGUACUAGGACUUGCCCGAGAUCAGAAUCGAUCCAUUCGCUGUUUCUUGUUUUCCGAAGGUCAUACAUUGUGUUUGGUUAUCGUUAACAGCCCAAUAAAUGUGUUUAAUGCGUUGAUUUCAUUUUUCUGGCUUUGGUCUGUUCUCCUUCCUGCCAGGCUAAGCCCCAGCCCCAUGCAGCUACCUUCUUGGGUCUCCUGUGUCCCUUCGUCUCCAUGUUUUGUUCAUUUGCAGCCAGUUUUACUGAGUUUGUGGCAAGCAGGAAUGCAUUUGCUAAGCAGGUAUAUCUAUCUUUCACUCCACUCCAUGGCUUCCUUCAUCCCAGGUGAGCUUUGCCUGACAUAGCAGGCGACAGAUUCCUUGCGUUUCAAAACUGCCAUACCCCCUCCCCCAACCCCUGUGAUGCUCCCAAAGGAAUGCACUUUGCCUUGUAAAUUCCUGGGAAAUUGGGGUAUCUUUUCUCUCCAGGUGCAGCCAGAUCUCACAAAGUACAAACGAAUGCCUUUCUUUUCUUGUUUAUAAUGGUCACUCACUGUGUUUGGUUACUGUCAGAAAAAAAAAAUCAAUAAAUGUGUUUAACAAGUUA
Arvicanthis niloticus (Nile rat) is the source of this 3415-nucleotide messenger RNA. RefSeq names its product carbonic anhydrase 10 (gene Ca10). Gene Ontology annotation, molecular function: zinc ion binding; carbonate dehydratase activity. Gene Ontology annotation, biological process: one-carbon metabolic process. The record is from RefSeq and is a predicted model, not a curated record. NCBI's taxonomy places the organism in Eukaryota, Metazoa, Chordata, Mammalia, Rodentia, Muridae.